Messenger RNA from Colossoma macropomum (tambaqui), 4948 nucleotides. RefSeq names its product mucin 13b, cell surface associated (gene muc13b). NCBI's taxonomy places the organism in Eukaryota, Metazoa, Chordata, Actinopteri, Characiformes, Serrasalmidae. The record is from RefSeq and is a predicted model, not a curated record. Gene Ontology annotation, biological process: cell-cell junction assembly. The transcript has 24 exons. The coding region runs from base 209 to 4948 and encodes 1579 amino acids.
CAAUCAAAAUUCAUAUUCGCAAGCAGUGAGAGCAGAAAACAGGUGGGUAAUAAGACAAUCUGAGUCUCCUCCUGUUAAAACCUGUGUCCAACACCUGAACCACUAGAGAGAAAGGAGCUCCAGAGGAGGUUUCAGCUGAACACUGACCUCUCUCUCCUCGUUCAACACAUUAUUUAUCUCUGAACUUCUUUAAAUAAGGACUACUGUAAUGGCGCCAAUGAAGCAGCUCUUCAUCUUUUGCCUGAUAGCAACAGCAGCGGUAGAAAGCGCAGAAGACUCCAGCGCUCCUGUCACGACCACGGGCGCUCCUGUCACGACCAUGGGUGCUGCUGACGCGACGACAGGCACUUCUGCCACGACCACAGGCGCUCCUGACAUGACUACGGACGCUCUUGCCAUGACCACGGGCGCUCUUGUCACCACCACAGGCGCUCCUGACAUGACCACAGGCGCUCUUGUCACAACCACAGGCGCUCCUGACAUGACCACAGGCGCUCUUGUCACAACCACAGGCGCUCCUGACAUGACCACGGGCGCUCUUGCCAUGACCACGGAUGCUCUCAUCACAACCACGGGCGCUCCUGACACGACCACGGGCGCUCUUGUCACGACCACAGGCGCUCCUGACACGACGACGGGCGCUCUUGCCACGACCACGGGUGCUCCUGACACGACCACGGGCGCUCCUGUCACGACCACGGGUGCUGCUGACAUGACCACAGGCGCUUCUGCCACGACCACAGGUGCUCCUGACAUGACCACGGGCACUCUUGCCACGACCACGGACACUCUUGUCAAGACCACAGGCGCUCCUGUCACGACCAUGGGCGCUCCUGUCACGACCAUGGGUGCUGCUGACGUGACGACAGGCACUUCUGCCACGACCACAGGCGCUCCUGACACGACCACGGACGCUCUUGUCACCACCACAGGCGCUCCUGACAUGACCACGGGCGCUCUUGUCACAACCACAGGAGCUCCUGACACGACCACAGGCAUUCCUGCCACAACCACGGGCGCUCCUGCCACGACGACGGGCGCUCUUGUCACAACCACAGGCGCUCCUGACACGACCACAGGCAUUCCUGCCACAACCACGGGCGCUCCUGCCACGACCACGGGCGCUCUUGCCAUGACCACGGGCGCUCCUGACACGACCACGGGAGCUCCUGACACGACCACGGGUGCUCCUGACACGACGACGGGCGCUCUUGUCACCACCACAGGCGCUCCUGACAUGACCACAGGCGCUCUUGUCACAACCACAGGAGCUCCUGACACGACCACAGGCAUUCCUGCCACAACCACAGGCGCUCCUGCCACGACGACGGGCGCUCUUGCCACGACCACGGGCGCUCCUGACACGACCACGGGAGCUCCUGACACGACCACGGGUGCUCCUGACAUGACCACGGGCGCUCUUGUCACGACCACAGGCGCUCCUGACACGACCACAGGCGUUCCUGACACGACCACAGGCGUUCUUGCCACGACCACGGACGCUCCUGACACGACCACGGGUGCUCUUGUCACAACCACAGGCGCUCCUGACACGACCACGGGCACUCUUGCCAUGACCACGGACGCUCCUGACACGACCACGAGUGCUCUUGCCUCAACCACAGGCGCUCCUGCCACAACUACUGGUGCUUCUGACACAACAACAGGUGCUCUUGCCACGACCACGGGCGCCCCUGACACGACCACGGGCGCACUUGUCACAACCACAGGCACUCCUGACAUGACGAUGGGCACUCUUGUCACGACCACAAGCGCUCUUGCCUCGACCACAGGCGCUCCUGCCACAACUACUGGUGCUUCUGACACAACCACGGGCGCUCUUGCCACGACCACGGGCGCUCCUGCCACGACGACGGGCGCUCUUGGCACGACCACGGGCGCUCCUGACACGACCACGGGCGCUCUUGUCACAACCACAGGAGCUCCUGCCACGACCAUGGGCACUCCUGACACGACCACGGGCACACUUGCCACGACCACGGGCGCUCCUGAUGCGACCACGGGCACUCUUAUCACGAUCACAAGUGCUCUUGCCUCGACCACAGGCGCUCUUGCCACAACUACUGGUGCUUCUGACACAACCACGGGCACUCUUGCAACGACCACGGGCACUCCUGACACGACGACGGGCGCUCUUGCCACAACAGUGAGUGCUCUUGCCACGACCACAGAAAGCCCAGGUCCCUGUGAUUCGAACCCUUGCCCUCGAGACAGCAGAUGUGAGGAGCUCUUUGAGGACUUUAGGUGUUUGUGUCGGCCAGGACUGCACUAUGAUGAGAAGCAGAAGAUAUGUUCUCUCGGAAGAAUUUUCCCCAGUGUAUUAAGAUGGAACACAUCGUUUAAUUCAGCAAUGGAAAAUAAGGAUUCACCAGAGUUCAAACAUAUGUCAGAGAAAAUUAUUACUGCGCUCAGUGAAACUUUUAAUGAUCAACAAGGAUACCUUGGAUCUACAGUUUUGGAGUUAAGGGAAGGCAGUGUGAUCGCAGAUGUGGACACUUUCUUUGAAGUUGCAUCAGAAGUCACAGAAGCCUUCGUAAAUGAGUUAUUAAGUAAUGCAACGGAAAAGGGUGGACCUCUUUCUGGUGUCGAAGUUAAAACAAUGAACGCAUGUUCUACGGGAUACUGUGAUGAGAGAACCACACAUUGUGAUCCUCAAAAUGGUAUUGCUCUCUGCCGUUGCAGAGAAGGAUAUGUGAUUUCGGCUGCAACAGAACAGGUGUGCGUUGCUUGUCCCAGCGGCCAGAAAUCAGUGGAUUCAAAGACGUGUAUACCAUGUGCUUUUGGUUAUUCUGGUUUCAACUGUAAUGAAUCAUAUCUCUUGGCUGUGGUCAUCAGCUCUUCUGUUUUGGGCGCACUGCUACUUGCCGCUGUUGUGACCAUUAUAGUUGUGAACUUCAGGCCAAAGAAAAGCAUCAAGUCUUCACAUGACAGUGAUAUGUUCAGUGACAUGGAGUUCCAUAAACCUCCAAGAAUUCCCAGAAUCCCACGGGCCAACCCUAACUCUGGCUGGGAACUGGCCAAUCUGGAAACGUUGGACAGUGGAAGCACAUAUGCCCUGAUGACCAAAGGUCAGCCAGAGGGUAUAGCGAUGGAAAAAUACUAUAAUGCCUAUAAUGAUGAAUCAAGAUUCUAUGGGAGCCAACCCCCUUCCAGAAAUGGUUAUUGGAAUAGCAGUGUGUAUGGGAGCGGGAAUGGGUAUGGGAACGGGAAUGGGUAUGGGAGUGGGAAUGGGUAUGAGAAAAGCAAAGUGUAUGGGAGUGGGAAUGGGUAUGGGAGUGGGAAUGGGUAUGAGAAAAGCAAAGUGUAUGGGAGUGGGAAUGGGUAUGGGAAUGGGAAUGGGUAUGGGAGUAGCGAUGGCUAUAGGGCCAGGGCAGUGAUUAAUGGCUCCAGGGACACAAGGAGCACUAACUAUGAUCAAGGUGAUGACAGAAUUCACAGCAUGACUGACUCUACCAUGUCUGCCGCGACCCAAUACACUUCUGACGCAGCCACAGUCACUUCUGACGCAGCCACAGUCACUUCUGACCCAGCCACAGUCACUUCUGACGCAACCACAGUCACUUCUGACGCAGCCACAGUCACUUCUGACCCAGCCACAGUCACUUCUGUCCCAGCCACAGUCACUUCUGACCCAGCCACAGUCACUUCUGAUGCAGCCACAAUCACUUCUGACUCAGCCACAGUCACUUCUGUCCAAGUCACAGGCACUUCCGAUGCAGUCACAGGCACUUCUAACCCAGUCACAGGCACUUCUGACCCAGUCACAGGCACUUCUGACCCAGUCACAGGCACUUCUGACCCAGCCACAGUCACUACGGACCCAGUCACAGCCACAAUGACAGCCAUUGCCACUACAAUAGGUCCCUGUGGUUCAAACCCUUGCCCUCGAGACAGCAGAUGUGAGGAGGUCUAUGACGGCUUUAGGUGUUUGUGUCGGCAGGGACUGUUCUACGACGUAAACGUGAAUUUCUGUAUUCUCGGAAAGAUUUUCCCCAGUGAACUAACAGUGAAUACAACAUUUAAACCAGAAAUGGAAGACAAUAAGUCAGAAGUAUUCAAAACAGCAGCAGAUGAAAUCGUUACAGCGCUCAAUAACAUUUUUGAAGGUCAACAAGGAUACAUGGGAUCUACAGUUUACAGUAUAAGGAAAGGCAGUGUGCUCGCAGACGUGGAAAGUUUCUUCCUUGCUUCAUCAGAGGUCAAUGAUGCAUUAGUAAAUGGUUUGUUAACUAGUGCGACAAAUGAAAGUGGUGGACUUUUUACUGGAUUUGCACCAAGGAAAACAAGUUGUAAGGAAUACUGUGAUGAGAGGACCACAGUUUGUGAAACUAUAGAUGGUCUUGCCACCUGCACUUGCAAAGCCGAAUAUGUGAUUUCGACUACAACAGAACAGUUCUGCGUUGCUUGUCCCAGCGGUGAGAAAGCAGUGAAUUCGGAGACGUGUGAAGCAUGUGAUUUUGGUUAUUCUGGUUUCAACUGUGAUGAAUAUUAUCUCUUGGCUGUGGUGAUUAUCUCUUGUGCUUUGGGUGCGCUGUUAAUCGCCGCUCUUGUGGCUGUUAUAGUUCUGAGCUGCAGAGAGUCAAAGAAAAGCACCCAGUUUUCAGACGACAGUGGUGCGUUUGGUGACAUGAAUUUCCAUAAAUCUGUAGGAAUUCCCAGAAUCCCACGGGCAAACCAUAAUUCUGACUGGGAACCAGCUAAUCUGGAAACGUCAGACAGUGGAAGCACACGUGCCCUGGUGACUAAAGACCAGCCAGAGAACAUAGCGAUGGAAAAGUACUAUGAUCCCUACGAUUAUGACACUAGGGGCAAUAGGAGCCAGACCCCCUCCAGGAAUGGGUAUGGGAAUAGGAAUGAGUAUGGGAAUGGGUAUGGCUCCAGAGGCACGAGGAAUCCCUACUAUGAUCCAGACGAAGACAGAAUCUGA